This is a messenger RNA of Hyaloperonospora brassicae, 1329 nucleotides long. NCBI's taxonomy places the organism in Eukaryota, Oomycota, Peronosporomycetes, Peronosporales, Peronosporaceae. The record is from the annotation of a GenBank genome assembly.
AUGUCGCAUAUGAACAUUGCCGGCACGCAGCCAGUGGACGACCCCGAGUACCGCUAUAAGAUGCCGCGCCUGCUGGCGAAGAUUGAAGGUCGCGGCAACGGGAUCAAGACGCUGGUCGUUAACUGUGCGGACAUUGCAGCGUCGCUUCACCGCUCGACAGCUGAAGUGUGCAAGUUUUUUGGCUGUGAGCUCGGCGCCCAGUCCAAGUACGACGACAAGACGGACCGUGCCAUUGUGAACGGCGCGUUUGAAGCGGGUAUGAUGCAGCAGCAUUUGCUCAAGUACAUUGAAGGGUUCGUGCUGUGUCCUGCUUGUCGGUUGCCUGAGACCAAGUACAAGUUCAAGGGUCAGCUCAUUUUCCACAAGUGUUAUGCGUGUGGCGCUGUCGAGCCGGUGGACAUGAACCACAAGCUCACGACUUUUAUCUUCAAGGAGCACACGGCUGCCAAGCGCAGUAGCAAGGACGACAAGAAGACGAAGAAGGACAAGAAGGACAAGAAGGAAAAGAAGAGCAAAAAGUCACCGGACGAACCGGAAGACGAAUCCGGCUCGAAGGAAAAGAAGGAGAAGAAGGAGAAGAAGGAAAAGAAGGACAAGAAGGACAAGAAGGACAAGAAGGACAAGAAAGAGAAGAAGGACAAGAAGAAGAAGCCGUCAGGUGCCGACGAGGACGACGAGGUAGUGUGGCACACAGAUCUGUCGGCUGAGGCUGUGGCAGCUCGUGCUGCGGAGGCGGAGGCUAUCGAAGCUGCGGCUGCUGCGGCCAUGCAAGCUGCAGCUGCCGAAGAAGUUGUGGCAACGCUGGACAACCUUGAGGUGGACGACGAGAACGCUCUGGACUCGGCCAUUUCGAACCUGCAGCGCUUUCUUUCGGAGAACCACUCGGAAGCGGAAGUUUUCGAGGAACUAUGCCGCCAGCAGACUUAUUCAGCUCUGCCCAUCACGGACCGUCUUGUGAUCUUCUUUCGCUCUGCAUUCACCGAGCAGGUCCUGACAAUGAACCAGGUGGCGAAGUACGCGCCCGUGCUCGAGCAAGUUAUUGACAGCCAGCACGCGCAAUACCAGUUGCUUGCGCUCGUCGAGCAUUUUUGUGCCGUCGAGCACUCUACUUUGCUGACGUCGUUCCCGCUUCUCCUGAAGCUGCUCUACGACGAGGACUUGCUGGAGGAAGAGUGUCUCGUGACUUGGGCGAACAACGGUGUGCGUAAGGAAUACGCGCACUGGGCCGUUACGGAUGAACUUGCUGCGAAGCUGAAGGCCCUGAUGGGGCCUUUUGUCGAGUGGCUCGAGAACGCUGAAGAGGAGAGCGGAGAUGAGAGCGACGACUGA